Molecule: messenger RNA, 990 nt
Organism: Kogia breviceps (pygmy sperm whale)
Lineage: Eukaryota; Metazoa; Chordata; Mammalia; Artiodactyla; Physeteridae
Gene: EN2
Product: engrailed homeobox 2
Exons: 2
Coding region: 1-990 (329 amino acids)
Biological process (GO): multicellular organism development; neuron differentiation; regulation of transcription by RNA polymerase II
Cellular component (GO): nucleus
Molecular function (GO): RNA polymerase II cis-regulatory region sequence-specific DNA binding; DNA-binding transcription factor activity, RNA polymerase II-specific
Source: RefSeq, a predicted model, not a curated record
AUGGAGGAGAAUGACCCCAAGCCCAGCGAAGCGGCGGCGGCGGCGGACGGGCAGCGGCAGCCGGAAUCCAGCCCCAGCGGCGGCGCGGGCGGCGGCGGCAGCAGCCCGGGCGACGCGGACACUGGCCGCCGGAGGGCUCUGGUGCUGCCUGCGGUCCUUCAGGCGCCGGGCAACCACCAGCACCCACACCGCAUUACCAACUUCUUCAUCGACAACAUCCUGCGGCCCGAGUUCGGCCGGAGAAAGGACGCGGGGACGUGCUGUGCUGGCUCCGGAAGAGGCGGAGGCGGCGGCGAAGGCGGCGCGGGCGGCGCGGAGGGAGGCGGCGGCGCGGGCGGCGCGGAGCAGCUCCUGGGGUCGGGCCGGGAGCCCCGGCAGGACGCGCCGGGUGCGCCGGGUGCGGGCGGGCCGCUGCCCGGCGGCGGCGGCGGCGACUCUCCGGGCGACGGCGAAGGCGGCUCCAAGGCGCUCUCGCUGCACAGCGGCGCCAAGAAAGGCGGAGACCCCGGGGGCCCCCUGGACGGGGCGCUCAAGGCCCGCGGCUUGGGCGGCGGCGACCUGUCUGUGAGCUCAGACUCGGACAGUUCGCAGACCAGCGCCAACCUGGGUGCGCAGCCCAUGCUCUGGCCGGCUUGGGUCUACUGCACGCGCUACUCGGACCGACCUUCUUCAGGUCCCAGGUCUCGCAAACCAAAGAAGAAGAACCCCAACAAAGAGGACAAGAGGCCCCGCACGGCCUUCACGGCGGAGCAGCUGCAGAGGCUCAAGGCCGAGUUCCAGACCAACAGGUACCUGACGGAGCAGCGGCGCCAGAGCCUGGCCCAGGAGCUCAGCCUCAACGAGUCACAGAUCAAGAUUUGGUUCCAGAACAAGCGCGCCAAGAUCAAGAAGGCCACGGGCAACAAGAACACGCUGGCCGUGCACCUCAUGGCGCAGGGCCUAUACAACCACUCCACCACCGCCAAGGAGGGCAAGUCGGACAGUGAGUAG